CCAAUCCAACUUCAUUACGCAUCAUGAUUUCUCGGCAUGCUCCAUUUAGGAUGUAUAAUUGAAUCAAACUUUAUUCAUUCUUUUUCAACAAAAAGUUGUGAUCUGUUAAGCAGUUGCACAAGCACUAUUCUUGUUUCGUAAACGAUAGUCGUCGAGACAACGGUCUUCUAUCGCUCGAAAUUAUCAAGUGCCAGAGAUGACUUUAAAUCAAAAGAGCUCGAAGCUGUGCUAUCAAUCCAUCACUACCCAGCAUUUAUCUGUUGAUCAAAGGAUUGUCAUUUCCUGAAAGGAGAGCUUCCGACUAGGGGGUUCUCAUUUCUGAGGCAUUUCCUCCGCCAAGCAAUGGCCGUCGACGGUGAGAAGACGGGUGGUGACAAGAAGUCGUGGGCACUCUGCAAGAUGGCAUUUUGGCUACCGACGAAUGCUUCUGCUUCUUCCUCCGCUUCUGCUCCCACUUCGUCGUUUAUGUCGAGCAACCUUUGUUCGGGGGGUCAUUCUGCAAACUCGGUUGCAGCCAUGGCGAAGUCUCUGCUUCCGACCACGAGAAGGCUCCGCCUUGAUCCUCCUAACAAGCUCUACUUCCCAUAUGAGCCCGGUAAGCAGGUGAGGAGCGCCAUAGAGAUAAAAAACGUGUCCAAGUCUCAUGUGGCCUUCAAGUUCCAAACGACUGCACCGAAAAGUUGCUAUAUGAGACCCCCAGGUGAAGUCCUUGCUCCUGGAGAAAGCCUCAUCGCAACAGUGUUCAAGUUUGUGGAGCCCCCUGAGAACGAUGAGAAGCCUGAACAUCAGAAGAGCAGGGUUAAGUUCAAAAUUGUGAGCUUGAAAGUGAAUGGUCAGAUGGAAUAUAUACCUGAAAUGUUUGAUGAACAAAAGGAUCAGGUUUCGGUGGAGCAAAUUCUGCGGGUCGUUUUCCUCGACCCUGAACAGCCAAGUGAGUUUAUGGAGAAACUGAGUCGGCAAUUGGCUGAGGCGGAUGCCGCGCUUGAGUCCCGGAAGAAGCUCCCAGAAGCAACGGGCCCCAGAGUGGCUGCAGAAGGACUCGUGAUAGAUGAAUGGAAAGAGCGGAGGGAAAGAUACCUAGCGCAACAGCAAGUCGAAGGCAUCGGAUCAGUUCUCUAAACAGCUAUUCCUCAGCUCCUACAAAGUUAUAUACUGUCUUAUUUAUCCACCAACAGAAUUGUCACGGUAAUGUUCGCUGUAAUUAACACGAGUGAACUGAUACCAUGAGCGCGUCGUGUUACUUGGACGUAUCAGAUUUGAUCAGACAAAAUUUAUAGUUUUGGCGGUAACAGUUCUGAAGCAAUAAGAUGAAUUAUUCACACGAGCGUAGUUGGAAA
Messenger RNA from Punica granatum (pomegranate), 1337 nucleotides. NCBI's taxonomy places the organism in Eukaryota, Viridiplantae, Streptophyta, Magnoliopsida, Myrtales, Lythraceae. The record is from RefSeq and is a predicted model, not a curated record.